UUCCUCCUGGAGUCACGUCUCUCUUCCAGCUCCCUGACUCCUUCACUUCUCACCCCUCUCCUCCUUCAAACUCCACAAACCUGCAGCUUCUCUGACCCUGAUCAUCUCAAACAAACUUCAGAGGGACACACUCAAACUUUUUUUUUUUCUGCACCAUUCCCCCAGUCCCUUCCUCUCUUGCCUCUGCUCCCCACGCAGACUUUGCUCAGCUCCCUCCCUUCUUUCUGGAGACAGAAACCUUUUUCCAACCUCUGGGAUCAGACGUCGGGCUCCUGCGCUCUGCGGGGACAGUGGAGCCAACCAUGCCCUCCGACUUUCUAACCCCAUUCCUGGAACUGGAUGAGGAGUUCUGCAAGAAUUUCCGCGGCCUGGAGGCGACAGAUGGCCCAUCUGCCGGCUCAAUGCAGCAACGGCAGCAGCACAGUCAAAGAGUCCUGGGCUUCCAGCGCCGCCACUCCCUCUGCCCCGUGACCCUCCCCAACUCCAAGUUCAACAGCAGCAGCAGCAGCAGCAGCAGCUCGGAGGUGAACGACUCGGCCUGCUGGGGCCUGAGUGUGGCCUCCAACCAGUGGAGCAGGGACGGUCAGCUGCCCCGGUCCACACUCAGCCACAUCCCCUUCAGAGUGGACCGCUCAGUCAGCAUGAUCGAGGGCCACGGCAGCAGCUUGGGAGUUAGAGAGGACAAAAUGUCCAACAUCACAUCGCCAACAGUGCUGCUGCCUCCACCAGGCUUCAACAUCAGCAGCACGUCCCUCUCCUCCCCUGUCGCCAGACCGACCGCCCCCUCACCUCACAUCUCCACCCGGUACAAGACUGAACUCUGCCGCACCUACGAGGAGAGCGGGACCUGCAAGUACGGCGCCAAGUGCCAGUUUGCUCACGGCAUGGACGAGCUGCGAGGCCUCAGCAGGCACCCCAAGUACAAGACGGAGCCCUGCCGCACUUUCCACACAAUCGGCUUCUGCCCGUACGGCGCCCGCUGCCACUUCAUCCACAAUGCAGAUGAGCUCAACGACGCCGCCCCCCCACAGAAGCAGAAGCCGAGGCCUCCCCUGCUGCGCCACAGUCUCAGCUUUGCAGGCUUCUCCUCCACACAGAUUUUCCAACCAGUGGAGGAGUUGCAGCCUUCCUCCCUCCUCUUCACCAGAGCCUCCUCUGUAUCCCCUCCUCCGUCCUCCACAGGGAGCCCAGAGCUCCUCUCCCCUCUCUUCCCUGAGCCAGGAGCACUGAAGCAUUGCUCCUACCCCUUCUCAGGCAUCACCGACCUGGCAGGCGACUGCGGUGACUCAGCUCUGCGCUUCUAUGCUGUGAACGACUCCAUCAACUCCAAGUGUCCCAACGCAAACUUCCCCUCCAAAAACCCGAACCUGCCCUACCACCUCCCCCAGCAGCUGCCAGUCUCCCUGAACGGCCUCUCCGGCCUUCAGCGCUGCUCCUCCGCAGACUCCCUCUCCGAGGAAGGCUACACCUCCUCCUGCUCCCUCAGCUCGUCCUCCAGCGGCACAGAGUCACCGAGCUUCGAGGGCCGACGUCUGCCCAUCUUCAGCCGCCUGUCUGUCUCAGACGAGUAGGGGGGGGGUUUUACUGUAGGGCUGAGUUUAAUCAGGGAUGGAUGGUCUGAUUGUUUUAUCUCUCAUGUCGCGUUUUCGACUCCGAUGUCAAAACUAAACAUUUUAAAACACACAAGAUUAAAACAAUUGUUUUUUUUAAGUUCCUCACCAAACGCAGCCCGGUAAACGUACCUAACUUCGUGCAUAUUGCAUUUCUCAUCCAAGCAGCUGUAGCGCUGCUCAGUGUUCGUCCAGUUUUAGCCGACUCCUCUUUUUGUUUUGUGCUUUAUUGUUAUUUUUGUAAGCUUGUUCCUUUCAUGCCAUUGUUACUGCUGUAUACUGUUGUAUACCCAUUUUAGAGAAUCCUCAGCGGGUACUUCACUAAGCUCAGCGUCCGACCUUCUGCUGCUCAGUGGGAAGUUCUGUGUGAGAACUUCCUGUACCCUGAUUUAAGAAAGAUGUUAAGAUUAGUGCCGUUUGAUGUAUGACUGGCGAGAUGUCCUCUUUUUUUAAAAGCAAUAUUGUUUGUCGCAGGUUUCUCAUCGACAGUUCUCCGUCUGUCUGAAACUGUCUGUGAGGAAGUUAAAUUACUGUUUGUGGUCUCUGCUCGGACCACAAGUGUAGGAAACCCACUGACUCUAGUUACCAAAGUUGAUGUUAGAGCUCCCUAACCUCUUAGUACUGUUAACACUUAGCUUUGCCUUUAGCUGCCACAGUGUUUUGAUCAUUCUUAUUAUUGCUCAACACUUUUUAGACCUAUUUAUUGCUUUUUUCGAAAGAUUUGCUGUUUGCUUUGUGAUUGUGUUUAUGUAAAUGAUGCCUGAGAAAUUGUGCUUUACUGAAGCAUCCAUGACGUCCGUCCGCUUGGUUUACACGAUCCAGUAGCUUUAAGAAGGCUCGAGGAGGGGGGAGGAGCGGAGGGAGACAUUUUGGCAUUCGACAUGUAUGUUGCCUUAUGGGUCAAUCGAGGCCUGGCAGGAAUCAAGACUCGCUGUGUUCUCACGUCACCAGCAGCUCGAUCCCUCGAUUAUAUCAGCUGCUGUAACCUCUGGGAAACGUUAUCAAUCAGUCACAUGAGCAAUAUUUCCUGCUGCUGGUGCGAGCACACACAGAGUCCACUCUCCUCUCCUCCGAGCCUCACACACGACUGUAAUAACCUUGUUUUUAUAGAUGCUGUUAUCUGAACACACGCUAAACGGGGUCUCCACACAUUCAGGGCCUCGGUAGAAGUUACAUCUCACAUGAUCGACCCGGUUCUGCGUUGUGGUGUUUAGUGUGCGCCUCCUCCUCUCUUGUGACGUCGACACACAGGUGAGGAGGUUUCGUUUGAAGUCGAUCUUUUUAAUCUAUCAGAGUUGCCUUGAUGACAAUGUGUUUGUAGGUCGACGUCGUUGCACGCGAGCGAGCGAGCUCUGAGCGGCAGGUGAAAUCAAGCGAGUUCAAAUGAAAUCAGGCGAAAUGUUGUUUACCGUUUGUUUUUGCUCCACUUGCUCUGAGCAGCCCAGAGACGCUUCCUGUUGUCGUUUUUGUAACUUUUGUUAACUUAAAGUCUUAUUUAUUUUUGUUUUUCAAAGCGAAACCUAUAUUGUGUUGUUUGAUUUUGUGGUUUUUGUUUUUACAUAAUUUAAGUGCAUCUAUUGUUUACAUUCCACUGGGUUAUGUUGAUAUCCUAGCUCUUUAUCUUAAUAUAUUUGUCCAUCUGUAUUUCAAAAUAAAAGUCUUUGACACUUAA
Paralichthys olivaceus (Japanese flounder) is the source of this 3282-nucleotide messenger RNA. RefSeq names its product mRNA decay activator protein ZFP36L1. NCBI's taxonomy places the organism in Eukaryota, Metazoa, Chordata, Actinopteri, Pleuronectiformes, Paralichthyidae. Gene Ontology annotation, molecular function: metal ion binding; mRNA binding. The record is from RefSeq and is a predicted model, not a curated record.